This is a messenger RNA of Brassicogethes aeneus, 689 nucleotides long. The record is from the annotation of a GenBank genome assembly. NCBI's taxonomy places the organism in Eukaryota, Metazoa, Arthropoda, Insecta, Coleoptera, Nitidulidae.
UUUUUUCAUUCUUUGUUAUUGGUAUUAUUAUUGCAAUGAAGCUCCUAAUAUUUUUACUCCUUACAGUACUUUUAAUAAACAUAACGAAUGGAAGUAAAACUUGUCCGGAAAAUGAAGUUUUUGAAGAAUGCCAAAGCAGUUCUUGCAGAGAUCUUCCUUGUGGUGUAAAAAAGGCCUCCUUUUGUACAGCUGAUUGUGUUACAGGUUGUUUUUGUGCUGAUGGAUAUGGAAGAAAAAAUCGUAGGGAUAAAUGUGAAAAAUGUUAAUUUUUAAUAUAGGUACCUACUUAUGUAACUAGGUAGAGCUGAAAUUGGUUUUAGUUUAGUUUAGUUUUAGUUCUAAUCAAUUGAAAUAAAUUUAUUCAGACUUUUAUAAUUUUUUUAAUCGCGAGACAUUGACCUCGAUGUCUGCGUUUUGUGCAUCGGGUUCUGUGAUUAGGCAACUCAACUAACAGCAUUUGCAAUAACACAAGAUUGUUUUUUGCAAACAAAUCAAAUAAUUUUAAUAAUUAUAAACUAAGUUGCGUUUAUAUAAUCUUUAAGUUCUUAAAUUAACCUGGAUUUUAAAGUCAACCCUAUUUCUUUAGUUUGUCAACCUUGGUAGGUUAUUUUAUUUUAUCAUGUUUGUCACAGUGGAUUUUAAUAUUUGUGUUUUUUUGAAAUUGUAUUUGAAAAAAUCAGAAGCAGAAG